Molecule: messenger RNA, 2635 nt
Organism: Physcomitrium patens
Lineage: Eukaryota; Viridiplantae; Streptophyta; Bryopsida; Funariales; Funariaceae
Product: protein REDUCED WALL ACETYLATION 3
Biological process (GO): xyloglucan metabolic process; plant-type secondary cell wall biogenesis; xylan biosynthetic process
Cellular component (GO): Golgi apparatus
Molecular function (GO): acetyltransferase activity
Source: RefSeq, a predicted model, not a curated record
GCUGUUUUAAGAUCCAUCGUCUCGCUGCGCAGGGCUGUUGCGCGGGAGGGAGCUUGAGUUGCGGCACAGUGUCUGAGAGAGAGGGAGAGAGAGAUUGAGAGGCAGGGCUGGAUCGAGACCACACGACAGGAAUUUGAAGGGAGCCUGCCACGAGUGGAGACUCUUCGAUGAGAUUGUCCGUCGAUUUGCGGCUCAGCGUUGUGUUUGGCGUCUAUUUAUCCCCGUUUCUUGACUUAGUCGGGUGAAAUUGCUCGGGGAUUGGCAAAGGGAUAUCGUGGCGCGACGGGGCAAGGAAUGAUGCUGAGUUGUGUAUGGAGGUUGCAGCGUGCAGAUCUUACAGCUGCGUGGCGUGGACCGGGUGCGUUUCGGGAUCUGGUGCAGGGUGUAACGUUCGUGCGGUGUGUGCGGUCGGAGUAGCGCGUUUGGCGCAGUGGUGGUGUUGGUGAUGUGCUCACGAUUUGUGCUAGGGUGAAGCUUUCGGAGGCGGAUCCGAGACAGAUCCGUUGCAUUUUUUUUGAGUGGAUUGUGGAGAGCGCUCGGUAAAAUGGACGGCACCGAGAAAAUUCCGGUGGAGGGGAUCAAAGUGGAACGGAUUCAGGCUUGUCAGGUGGCUUUUUUUCUUGGAUUGAUGCCUUUGAUAGUCGCAUGGAUUUACGCCGAAAUACUGGAAUUUAGGAAACGCUCUUUGAACAAAGUACAUAAUGACGUCAAUCUGGAAGAGCUGAAUGAUGGAACCUCCAAAGACGAGGAGAAAGCCGCUUUGCUAGAGGCAGGUCUUUCCGCAAGCGGAGUUGUUCCAGCUGUAACUGCUUCUGUGCAAGCAUCUUUACUCAAGUUUUGUACGUUGAAUGAGGCCUUUCUGAUUGAGAACCGUCUCACUUUGAGAGCUAUUGCCGAAUUUUCGGGCCUCCUCUGCUUCUAUUAUCUUUGUGAUCGAACCAACUUUUUCUCUGCAUCUAGAAGGCAUUAUAGCAGGGACUUGUUCCUCUUUUUGUACCUCUUGUUGGUUCUAGCGUCGGCUCUUACUUCCUUGAAGAAGCACAAUGAUAAGUCAGCUGCAACUGGAAAAUCUUUUCUCUACUUGAAUCGACAUCAAACGGAAGAAUGGAAGGGUUGGAUGCAGGUCCUUUUUCUUAUGUAUCACUAUUUCGAAGCUAAGGAGUUUUACAAUGCCAUUCGGGUGUUCAUUGCUGCUUACGUCUGGAUGACGGGUUUCGGCAACUUUUCCUACUAUUAUAUUCGGAAGGAUUUUAGCUUGGGCCGUUUUGCACAGAUGAUGUGGCGGCUCAAUUUCCUGGUCUUCUUUAGCUGCAUUGUACUGAACAAUGACUACAUGCUCUACUACAUCUGUCCAAUGCACACUCUCUUCACUCUCAUGGUGUAUGGAUGUCUUGGUAUCUAUUCAAAGUAUAACGAGGUGCCAACCGUGAUGGCCACGAAGAUAUUCAUCUCAUUUCUGGUGGUGAUAAUUGUGUGGGAGAUUCCUGGCAUGUUUGAUAUCCUCUGGAGCCCUCUUACUAUUCUUCUAGCGUAUCAAAACCCCUCGCAUGCGACCCCGCAGCCCUUGCUUCAUGAAUGGCAUUUUAGAUCAGGACUGGAUCGAUAUAUUUGGAUCGUCGGCAUGCUCUAUGCUUAUUUCCAUCCAACGGUGGAGAGGUGGCUUGAGAAGCUUGAAGAGAUGGAAAGCAAAAGCCGAGCUUUUGUGAAGUCUGUGGUUAUCUCCGCUGCAGUGCUGAUGGGUUAUCUGUGGUAUGUUCACGUUUGCACUCUGGACAGGGUUUCCUACAAUCGGGUUCACCCUUACACAUCAUGGAUUCCUAUAACAGUAUACAUUGUGCUCCGAAACUUCUCGCAGUCGUUACGCAAUUACUCACUAACUCUCUUUGCUUGGUUAGGAAAAAUCACGCUGGAGACGUAUAUCUCGCAGUUUCACAUAUGGCUUCGGACUGGUAUGUCCAACGGGCAACCGAAACUGCUGCUCUCCCUAAUUCCAGAUUAUCCUCUUCUCAACUUUAUGGGAACUUCUGCCAUCUAUAUAUUGGUAUCUUACCGACUUUUUGAGUUGACAAAUCAAUUGAAGAAUGCCUUCGUUCCUCAUAAAGACAAUGGGCGACUGCACCAAAUGGCUAUGGCUGGGGGAAUUAUAUGUAUUAGCUUGUAUGUCGUGGCUCAAGUGUCCACGAACCUCCCGAUGCUUCUGGCUUUCUAGGCAGGGCUGAACGUAGUUAGUCCAUUCUUUCAAGAAAGCAUUUUGAUCAUUCAUACAUUUUACUCUUCAGAUGAGGCACGCCAAGUGCUCUUGUAAUUUCUUCAAAUGACCAGCACUAGAUUUGGAAGGUCUCAAAUUUUCAUCAUUACGUUUCAUGGUUGAAGAUUCUAAUUUAGCAUCGUUUGUUAGGAAUCUUUUUUCUCAUGUUCAAAAUUGCUUUCCACAUGUAUGAUGUGGUCGAUGUUUUUUCCAGAAAAGAAGUUCGCCACUCAUAUUCAGAGUUCGUAAUCCAGGUUACAGUAUUUAGUCGUGUUGAGUUAAUUAGACUGAUUGUCGACUUCGUUUAGUGGUUCCAAAAGUGCAUUCAGAAGUUUUUCUCGUGCAUUUCGCAACCAUCAAUAAAGCAGGCAUGAAAACUUUCUUUUA